UAAAAAUAAUUUACAGAGUUUUGAACAAGAAGCAUUUCAAAAGGAUACAAUUGUGAUCUGGGUGGCUCGAAUACAGCAAUUCCCUGAGGUCAGACAAACUCGCCUAUAGUUUCCUUUAUUCUGCCUCUCUGUUGUGAUGGAAAUAACUGGUUCUUUGAGUCCCAACAGUAGAGGCCUGGACGCACACAGUUUUAAUAAUAAGGAAUUUAUUAUUAAAGGGGAAGUCGGGUCAACACAAGCAACUACAAUACACAGGAAGCGGUGUGGGGACAGGGUACAGUUACACAUACAAAGAACAAGGGAAAAGCACUACAACAGCUAUCCCCCUUGACCUUGGAUAGCCACGGCUCCCUUACCAGGACAAACGAUAGACCUUCCCAAACAUAAAUCAAUGCACUUACCUUCAAUGAGGUGGUCUGUAAGAGAAAGCGAGCCAAGGACAAGUCUCAUCUUUUAAAGCAUGGGGCUGGGCGCAAUAAUCCAAUUAAGGUGAACAAUAAUUUAGGUGUGCAUUGAUUAGUUGGGAGGGACCAAAUGUUGAUUGGCAUGUGGUGUGUCCUCCGACCAGCCAGGUGGCAGUGCGUCUGUCACGUGGCCGGUAUCUCUGGAUACAUUCUCUUCCUUCUUGAAGAGUGGAGUGAUAAUUGCAAUUUUCCAGUCUUUCAGAACCAUUUCAGAAUCUAGUAAUUCUUGAAAGAUCAUUACUAAUGCCUCCACAAUCUCCUCAGUCAUCUCUUUCGUAACCCUGGUGUGUACACCAUUUGGUCCAGGUGACUUAUCUACCUUCAGACAUUUCAGUUUCCCAAGAGCAUUCUCUCUUGGUAUGGUAACUUCACACAAUGCAUGACCCCGACUCCUGAAACACCUACCAUACUGCUGGUAUCGUCCACAGUGAAAACUGAUACAAACUAUUAAAUUGGUCUGCCAGUUCCUUGUCUCCCUAUCACUACCUGUCCAGCAUUGCCUUCCAGCCAUCCGAUAUACACUCUUAUCUUUCUUUUACAAUUUGUGCAUCUGAAGAAACUUCUGGUAUCCUCAUUAAUUUUAUUAGCUAGCUUACUUUCUUAUUCCAUUUUACCUUCUUAAUGACUUUUUUAGUUGCCUUCUGAUGGUUUUUAAAAGCUUCCCAAUCCUCUAACUUACGACUAUUUUUUGCUGUAUUAUAUGCCCUAUCUUUGGCUUUCAUUUCUCUUGUUAGCCACAAUUCUAUCAUCAUAUCUUUAGAAUACUUCUUCCUCUUUGGGGUGUAUAUAUCCUGUCCCUUCCAAUUUGCUUUGAGAAAUUCCAGCCAUUGCUGCUCUGCCAUCAUCCCUGCCAAUGUUCUUUCCUAAUCAAUUCUACCAACUCCUCUCUCAUACCUCUGUAAUUCCCCUUACAACACUUUAAUACUGAUACAUCUGACUUUAGCUUCUACUUCUUGAAUUUCAGGAUGAAUUUGAUCAUAUUGUGAUCAUACCCCUUUGGAUUCUUUUACCUUAAGUUCUCUAAUUAAUUCUGGUUCAUUGCCCAACACCCAAACCAGAAAAGCUGAUCCCCUUGUGGGCUCACCUUCAAGCUGCUCUAAAAAGCCAUCUCAUAGGCAUUCUAGAAAUUCCCCCUCUUGGACCCCAGUACUAACCUGAUUUUCCCAAUCAAGCUGCAUAUUGAAAUCCAUAUGACCAUUGUAAUAUUGCCCUUUUGGCAUGCAUUUUCUAUCUUCCAUUGUAAUUUGUAGGUCAUACCCUUACUACUGUUUGGUCAUAUGUAUAUAACAUUCAUCAGGAUCUUUUUACCUUGAUAGAUCCACUCCUUAGCUCUAGCCACAAUGAUUCAACACCUCCCACCCUAUGUCAGCUCUUUCUAAUGAUUUGAUUUAAUUUUUUUACCAACAGAGGAACAUCACCCCCUCUGCCUUCCUGCCAGUCCUUUUGAUACAGUGUGUAGCCUUGAAUGUUAAGCUCCCAGCUAUAAUCUUCUUUCAGUCAUGAUUCAAUGAUGCCUACAAGAUCAGACAUGCCAAUCUGUAACUGUGCUACAAAUUCAUCUACUUAUUCCAUAUGCAACACAUAGUCAGAUACAACACCUUCAGUCCUGUAUUCACCCUUUUUAUAUUGUCUGCCUUUCAUGUUGCAACUCAUCCUGUUGCCUGCAAUUUUGCCCUAUCACCAACCUCUCCUCACUACACAUUGCCUCUGUUUGUAAACCAGCUACCUCAUCUUCAGCACUAUUUUUUGGCUUUCCUACGAUACUUCUUGCAUUGAAAUAUAGGCAACACUAGUCACGCCAUGCUCAACCUUUCGAUUCCUAACUUGAUCUGAGUACUUACCACCAUCUGCCUCCACAACUUCUCUACUAACUGUUCCAGCACUCUGGUUCCCACUCCCUGCAACUUUAGUUUAAUCCUCCCCCCCAACCCCUGUGCAGCAUUAACAAACCUUCCAUUAGGAUAUUAGUUCCCCUCCAGCUCGGGUGCAAACUGUCCCUUCUGUCCAUGUCCUAUCUUUCUUGGAAGAGAGCCCAACUCCUUAGCCAUGUAUGAAACUGUAAAAUCUUCCUAGUUCUGGCUUCACUAGCACAUGGCACAGAUAGCAAUCCUGAGAUCACAACCCUGGAGGUCCUGCCCUUUAAGUUAGCACUGAACUCCCUGCGCUCCCUAUGCAGAACCUCAUCACUCAUCCUACCCAUGUAUUGGUACCUACAUGGACCAUGACCUCUGUUUCUUCAUCUUCCCACUUGAGAAUGCUAAGGACUUGAUCUGAGAUAAACCCUGACUCUGGCACCUGCAAGGCAGCAUAGCAUCCGGGAAUCUCGUUUUCGCCCAGAGAACCUCCUUUCUGUUCCCCUAACUAACGAAUAACCCAUCAACACAGAACGCUUCUUCUUCCCCUUCCCCUUCAUUCAUAUAGCCAGAUUGAGUGCUAGAGACCCGACCGCUGUGAGUUUCCUCUGCUGGGUGAACCCGCCCCCCAACAGUUUCAAAGUGGUAUACCUGUUGUUGAGGGGGAUGGCCGCAGGGAUACUCUGCACUGGAUCCUUAACCCCUUUCCCCCUUCCUGACUAUCACCCUGUUUCCUGUGUCCUGCACCUUUGGUGUAACCACCUCUUUAAAUGUCCUAUCAUUCACCCCUUCAGCCUCCCUAAUGAUCCACAGUUCGUCAAGUUCCAGCUCCAGCUUCUUAACACGGAUUGUGCAGCUGGACGCACUUCUCGCAUUUGUAGUUCUCCGCAACACUGGAGGUCUCCCUGCCUUCUGUCACCCCACAAGAGGAGCAUUCAGCUAUCCUGCCUGCUAUCUCUGCUGUCCCAAAUACGCAAAUGUAGAGAAGGGAGGAGAAAAAAGUUACCUAGAGUUUUUCUUUCCUGCUGACUCUGACUGAAGCCUUGAAGAGCUGAAGCCUCAAAAUCACCAGUCUGACUGUCCAGACGAUGGCCGUUGUGUUUUCCCCUGCCUUCCUUUAAUUUAUUCUUGCUUAUUAAUCCCAAAGGCAGACCGAUCGCUGGUCAGAGCUCCAAACAAACUGCUAUGAGUUGCUGCAUUUUAUACUCAGUCUGAUUCAAAUCCUCUCCUCUCUAAAGAAACACCACUUCUAUAUUCCUCGUGCUUUAUCAUCUAUAUUAACAUCUGAUGGUUUCAAGCCAUUCCAUAAAAUGAAAAUCAAGUGUUAAAUAUUCCACAUUCCCUUUCCUGAAUAUAUUCUGGAAUCAGCAAGUCAGCAACAACGGCUCCCAGAAUAUCACGGUAUUACACAGAAAAGACAUAGGCCAAGAUUGUCUAAUGAUUAUCUGUUUAUUGAGAUACAGCAUGGAAUAGGCCCUUCUGGCCUUUCGAGCCGUGCUGCCCAGUAAUCCCCCGAUUUAAUCCCAGCCUAAUCAUAGGACAAUUUACAAUGUAAAAGUUAACCUACCAACUGGUACGUCUUUGGACUGUGAGAGGAGACUGGAGCACCAGGAGGAAACCCAUGCAGUUACGGGAAGAACAUACACACACCAGACAGGCAGUGGUGGGAAUUGGACUCACAUCACCUGCAAAUUUUUGUUUAUUUAUUGAGAUUCAGUACAGAAUAGGCCCCUCCAGCCCACUGAGAUACACUGUCCAGCAAUCCCCCCCAUUUAACCCUAACCUAAUCAUGGGACAAUAUAUAAUGACCUAUUAACCUACUAAGCUGUACAGUUUUGGACUGUGGGAGGAAACCAGAGCACCCAGAGGAAACCCACAUGUGUUACACGAGCGUGGCGGUGGACGAACCCAAGUGCAGAACACGGGUGCGGAGACAGAGUCGGGAGGCGUUAUUGACAUAGCUAGAGAGGAGUCGGUAUCCAGGAGCGAUGCUAGACUUAGAACUGGCAGUCCUAAGAACCAUGAACCAAGGUUACUCACACAAGAGUCAACCAACAUACUGGCAACUCCUUGUUGUGAUCACAGGGUCUUUAUCCUGCGUUUUCUGAUGGAAAGCAGGUGUGUGUAGUUAGUGAAACCUGGGAAUGAUUGGAAACUAAACGAGGGGAUUGAGGACCAAUUCCUGAGGUAAAUGGCAAGGUGGGGGAUUGCCAGAAGGGACCAUGACAACAUGGUCAUGGGGAGAACAUACAAAUUCCUCACAGACAACAUUGCAAUUGAACCCUGAACUGUAAUUUUUAAAUAUUUACCCAUUGCGAUUUAGCACGAAACAUGCCCUUGUGGCUCUCCGUCCAUCUCCUAAUCAUGGGACAAUUUACAAAAAUCAACUAACCUGCUGACUGGUAGGUCUUUGGUCUGUGGGAGGAAACCAGAACUCCCAGAGGAAAUCCAGGUGGUCAAGGAAGAACAUACAAACUCCUUACAGACGGAGUUGAACCCAAGUUGUUGGUACUGUAAAGCAUUGUGCUAAUUGCUACAGUGUCGUCACACUAACUGCUAAACUACCAUCAAUUAUUUAUUGUCAUUCUUCAGUAUCUAAGUGUAAAGCAGAACAAAAUGAUUGUUACUCCAGAUUCAAUGUAACAUAGUGCUAACCACUAAACUACUGCGCUGCCUCCAAUUCCAUUUGUUUAAUUUCCCCUUGAUCGGGAAACUUUAUAUAACAUAAAACAUACAGAUGUCUUUGUUAUAGCAAAACUUCGCUCAGUGGUGAGCUUAUUAAUUACGCUGAAACACUGCUUAUUAAUGGAAAUAUCUAAUCUGUCAAUAGUUAUGCAGCAGUAACCCAAUGCAAAAAGCAUGCAGAAAUGGUCAAGAGCUUUGGUUGUUCAGACCAAACAACAGAAUGGGGAAGAAACGUGAUGGCUUUCACACAGAACAGUCUCUAGAGCUUACAGAGGAUGGUGUGAAAAUUAAAACAAAAAGCCAGUGAGGGCAGGGGCAGAUCUGUGGGCAAGAACACCUUGCUAAUGAGAGAAGUCAGAGAGGAACGGCUCAAGCUGACAGGAAGGUGACAGUAACUCAAAUAAGGACAAGUGACAACAGUGGUGUGCCGAAGAGCAUCUGAACACACAUGUGCAGAAGACCAUGAAUACUCUCAGCCACUGAGCGUAAAUGUGUACUAUUUAGCCUCAGAAUAUAUAAUUGAAUGAAAAGGUUGCUGCGGGUUGCUAGACAGCAUGAAAGGGAAUUAGAUGGCACUGCAGACGUAAGACACCGGCCAAUUAAGAGCACUGCUGCCUCGGGACAAAUGAAACGGUGAACGGAAAACUAUUAGCGUUUGCUUUGCUUCGGGGCUCCCUGGUGAGCAAAAGAAGAGGCAAAACCACAGGGCGGCAAGCACGAAAGAAAGCAAAUUAAAGACGAGAUAAACUGAAUUAGGGAGGAAAUGGGAGGUUGAAAUAGAACAAAAUUCGACGAGAGACGGGAAACCACAAGAAGAAUAAAGAGCUAACAGAGACAGACCAGGGAAGGGUCAGCAUUGUGCGGGUCAGGGCGAACGUGCAGAAAAUCACGGAAAGUAGGAAAGAUCCAGAAGCGUCAAGUUAGGAAGGAAACAAGGGUCACAAUCACACAAUUCUGCAGAAACUCCGCUGAGGUGAAGGGCACAUUAAUAAUAACCAGAGUAUAGACCCAGACACGUAUGGCGAUAGAAAUACGACCAAGCGGAGCAACUUUCCGUUUCCCUCGCGAUGUGGAGAUACGAACAAAAUUGGAAAACCUGGGAGAAAAGUUUCGGCGCCGUUUUGGUAAAGGAGGGAAAACAUGAUACAUCAUUAAUAAACGCUGCACAAAGAGUUUGAAAGUGUAUUAUUAAAAGCACCUUUCUUUUACUUCAGUGAGCUGAGAAUCGGAGAGAAAUGUUUGACAGGAUUUCAAAAGGAGCUGAUUAAAGACCGUGCCGCUCGGGAAAGGUACAAUUAAUAAAAUAAAAGGUAGUUCACAGCAGGAUAGAACAAAGCGUCAUCAAAUUUGAAGGGAGACAGUGAGAAGGUUAAAAAAAUCACAAGUGGCGUACGAGGAAAAGGGGUUGGGAGUGCUCCCGCCUUCUGGAAAUCCGAGUUCUAAAGAUGAAGUCAGGGGUGCCCUUCGCGCAGCUCAGAGUGUGCAUGUCUGUGUGUGUCUCCGAGAAUGCUCCAGUGACCGAAACUGACCAGAAAUCUAUACGAACCGCCGAGCGGCGUCGCAUCUGUCGACUAUGGAUCGGACACGAUUAAUGGGAUCAAACUGAAAACACGAAGAUGUAUCUUCCAGCACUGAGAGUUGCUGCUCCCUUUCUGCGGUUGUAGCGGCGGAGCGUGCCCGCGGGUUUUCUGAAGAGAAAUACGCCGAUAUGGCAGUUGUCUGAUUACUUUGCUGCCUCCGAAACCCCUCUCGUUAGCCUCUCUCACAGGAAGUACAGUGGAGCUGUCGGAAUGACGAUCUCUACAUUUGACAUAAACUGUUCGCCGCCCCACUUGUAAACACUGCUGGAGCGGGGAAGAGGAACGGAACUUGCUUGACUAACAUUCUUUGUGUCAAUUAGACUGUAAGUGUAAGUAACUGGACACCUGCACAGGGCGAGUUCUUCCAAUUCCACUUGGUGCCGGAGUUGUUCGGACCGGUGUUGAACUACCGAUAGUUGGAAAUCGGCGCGGAUUACUUAUUUUGUCGACCUUUGCUGCCCGCGUUUAUCGCUCCGGAUCGCCGGCACGUUCCUCCUGCAGAGGCGGCGAAAGAAGCCACUUCCCAGGCCGAGGAUGCCGGCGGCAGCCGGAGACAGCCUCGACGACCAGUCACCGGGAGAACUCCGCAUUUCCGGCUCGGAAAUUACCCUUCCAUUUUCGGUUGCCCAUGUUUCUCGAGAGUCAAUCCGCAAUUUCCACCACACUAAACGGGUCGGAAGUUAUCUGAUUGGGAGGAAAUUAGGCGAGGGAUCUUUCGCCAAAGUCAGAGAAGGAUUGCAUGUUCUGACUGGUGAAAAGGUGGCUGUGAAGGUUAUUGAUAAGAAGAAAGCCAAGAAAGACUCCUAUGUAACAAAGAACCUGCGGAGAGAAGGGCAGAUUCACCAGAUGAUCAGGCACCCAAAUAUCACGCAGCUUCUGGAUAUACUCGAAACAGAGAACAGCUACUACUUGGUUAUGGAGCUAUGCACAGGAGGGAACUUAAUGCACAAAAUGUAUGACAAAAAGAUAUUGGAAGAAGCAGAGGCACGCCGAUAUAUCAGGCAACUCACUCUAGCAGUGGAGCACCUGCACCGAGCAGGAGUUGUCCAUAGAGAUCUGAAGAUUGAAAACCUUUUACUUGAUGAAGAAAACAAUAUAAAAUUAAUAGAUUUUGGAUUGAGCAACUGUGCUGGAAUUUUGGGUUAUUCUGACCCUUUUAGCACCCAGUGUGGGAGUCCAGCCUAUGCAGCUCCAGAACUUUUAGCACGGAAGAAGUACGGUCCCAAGGUCGAUAUAUGGUCAAUUGGUGUGAAUACCUAUGCAAUGCUGACUGGCACCUUACCUUUCACAGUAGAGCCAUUCAGCCUAAGAGCCUUGCACCAGAAAAUGGUGGAUAAGGACCUUAAUCCUCUACCUGUCCAUCUCUCAUCAGCUGCUAUUAAUUUUCUACUAUCCUUACUGGAGCCUGACCCCAUUAAGCGGCCAAACAUUCAACAGGUACUUUCUGAUCACUGGCUGAAUGACGACUCCUCAGGGAUACCUACGUCAAGGACACCUACAUCAAGCAUGGCUUACUCAAACCGGCUUCAUCCAGAGGACUUGAAUCAGAGUGUGGUGCUCCACAUGACUGAGAAAAUGGGAUAUAAGCACGCUGAGGUUGUAAACACGGUGCUGUCAAACCGAGCCUCCCACACUCUUUCCAUUUACUUUCUGCUCAAUAGGAAAUUGGAUCACUAUUUUAAAAGCAUUGGGAAAGCAGACUUUGCAGAUGGCAUUUGCUGUAAGGACCUACUGCAUCAGUGUGAUAAAUACAGACUCAAGGAAAUGCAGGAGGAAAAGAAGACCAAGGAUCCAGGGAAAAGAGUGGAUGUUAUCCAAAAACCUUUCCCCAGAAAGGCAGAGAAAGGUUUUAAUAUUUCAAAACAGUCACCGUGUUUCCUUGCUCCAGUGAACUCUAGUAAAGUUGCGCAAACUGACAGGAAGGUCACCAAAGCUGAGCGAGGGCUGUUGCCGGAAGCUUGCCGCCCUACUGGAUCGAUCCCAGUAGGUGGAACAACAUCCAGCAAGAACGGCUACCUCAAGUCACCUUCCUUAGAGUACUUGGAAAUGCAUCGUCCGCAGCCAAGGACUCCUUUGCCUAUCAGACAGCACGAACACCAGCCACUGUGCUUGGUGAGCUCGAAACGAAGAAUGAAAGACCUUUUGCCAAUUGCCACCACUGGGCAUCAUCCUGGCAUGGGGCAAGAACAACAAGAACUGCUUCCUCAGCAGAGAGAUAUCAGAUCUACACAAGUGAUCUUUUCUGCAUCCACCGAACAGCAUGAGUGCUUAAGUCCCUCAAAAUCUCUGAGUCAUCCAGCUCACACUGUUCCAAUGUAUGAUGGAAGGAAAGAUAUUUUAAGGCCCCAGAGAGCAUCACUUAUUCCAUCAAAUGCAACUAAUGCAAAAUCUAAUGAACUAACCAAUCCUUACUUGGUUAAAAGCAGAGGCAAAUUCCCAAUGAUGGGCAUUGGACAGAUGUUAAGAAAACGAAAUGAGGCUUUACAGUUAAGAACAGACAGUCCCAUAGAUGUGAGUGGCCAUAUGACCCCAAAAUCAAACAUUAUACAGAAGAUUCUGUAUACUGCUGGCAGUCUACAACCCCAGUGCUCAUUUCACUCCUGAGCUAUAGACUGAGGUGUGGAUUAUCUCGGGGAUGCAUGCAUAAGGUUUAUGAGAUUUCUCAUUCAAUACACUAUAUAAAUAUAUAUGAUAUGAUUUUUUUCUAUGAUAUUUUUGCAUAAAUUCUCUCAGGAACUCAUAGAAAAUAUUUAAUCUCAUUUUGUUGUGCUAAGCUAAUUUGGAUCAGAAGGCCAUGAAUUUGGUCAGUAUUAUUAUAAAAUAGCACAAGAUCGAACUGUUCCCUGUACAAUAGUCUCAGUUGUUGUAUAUUAAAAAGAGCAGGGAAACCACUUCUGAAAAAGCUUCUUUUGUUUGUGAGCCGUUGUCUGGAUUCUGAAUGUUACAAAUCAUGCAGAUGUGUUUUACAUUGCAUGUGGCCAUUCGUCAAAUAACUUAAGUUAAAUUGCACCUCGAAAGCAGUCUUGCCAUGUACUUUGUGCUAUCUUUGUGGGCGUCAUGUUCUGUGUUGAUGCCAUGUUGUCUAAACUUCAGGCAAGCAAUUAUAUUUCUUUUGUGGAAAGUGAGGUAUUUAACAAAAAAGCAAAUAUCUGAUAAAAUCUGUUAAACAGUCUGAGAAACAUUAUACAGUGGAUAGCCAGUGUGUUCCCCACCCCCACCCCCAACCAGGACAGCAACAGUAGAGCAUGUCUUUUUAAGUUAAGUGAAGGAAAGUAUAAGGGGGAUGUCAGAAGUAAGUUUUUUACACAGAGUGUUUGGUGUGUGGAAUGCCCUGCUGUGGGUGGCGGUUGAGGCUGAUUUAAGAGGGACAUUAGGGACAUUUAAGAGACUCUUAGAUAGGCAUGUGGAUGAAAAAAAUUGAGGCUUAUGGGUUAUGUAGGAGGGAGGGUUAGCUUAAUCAUGAGGUAGAUUUUGGAGGCUUGUGCUAUGUUGUACUGCUCUACAGCACUGUGCAAAAUUCUUAGGAACAUACACAUAUAUUACUAGGGUUCUAAGGAUUUUGCAUGGUACUGUAAGCUGUUCUUAAUAUAAUUUCUUGCAUGGGUUAAUUUUGUUUUGAUUUUAAGCACAUGGUGGAAAGACACCUAUCUCCAUUCUCUUUUAAUUUGCCCUUGAAACAGCAAUAUCUAUGAAUCUUAAGUUUUUAGUAAACUUCAAUACAUAUAGUACUGUCCAAAAGUCUUGGGCAUCCUAUCUAUACAUACGUGCCUAAGACGUUUGCACAGCACUGAAAUCAUUUUUAUAUAAAUUGGAAGCCUGAUUAAAGUUAAACAAACUUUGCAUUCAGUUUUUUUUUCUAAAGAUUUGUUUUAGCAACAUUUGGCACAUUUCACUGAAAAUUGUAACCAUGCUUUCUUGAGGAGACUUUUUAACCUUGCCUGUCUGGUAGCAACAGGGGCAGAGAGAAGUUAAAAUUCUCUGUGUGACUUACCAUCUGUUGUUCAGUAUAGCCUGCAGGUUACUAUUUUAAAAGCUGAACAAAUGGAUAUAGAAGAAUGGCAAGUGAACUUACUGAAACAUAAAAUUCUGAAGAGAAUUGACACGAUGUUUUCCCUGGUGAAGGCAUUUAGAGCUGAGGUACAUAGAUUCAGAAUAAGAGAUUACCCAUUUCAGGAAAUUAGGAAGUCUUUUUUUUCUCUCAGAUUGUUGGGAAUUAUUGGAAUUCUUUACUCACAGAGCUGUGGAGGGGUAUCUAUUUCAUCUAUUCAGGGUAAACUACAAGGAAGUCAAAUCAAAAGGGGAGCAAAUGGAAAAGUGGUCUUGUUGCCAAGUCUGGAUCAGUUCUCCUUACUGAGACAGGCUACUCCAAUCCCUGUCUCUAAUGUUCUUAAAUGAAAUGCCCUCCAACUCAGGCAAGUAGGUAGACUGACCAAAACUCUAUGCAUUAUUCAAGGAGCAGUCUUACUGGGCUUCUAUAUACUUUAACUGCAGAACAACAUUUUACUUUUGUAUAUAAACCCUCUUGCAAUAAAAACCAUCAUAUUCUUUAAUUCCUGCUACUUGUUUUUUGUAUCUCGGUUUACUUUCUGUCAUCAUGUACAAGGACAACCCAAACCCUCAAAAACCAACCACCUUCCAAUCUCUCACAUUCUAAAAAAUACUCAGGUUUUCUGCUCUUCCUAAGCUUUUCAUUUUUGAAUACAUAGAGAGAUUUACAAUGAAGAACAGUACAGCCAGGAACAAGCCAUUCAGCCUACCAUCACUGCACUGACCAAAAUGCUAAUUUAACUGCUUUCAUCUGCCUGCUCUUGAUCUGUACCCUUCGUUAUUUAGUUCGCCUCUUUGUUUUUUUUUCCGAUUACUCUUGUAUUCUUCUUUACAUUUCCUUAUCAAUUUUUAGGUCAGCCUUUGAAUUCUGAAAUCAGAUUCAGAUUCAAUUAUUUAUCACAUGAAUUGUUCUGUUUGAUUUGAUUUGAAGCACAUGGUGGAAAGACAUCUAUCUCCAUCCUCACUUAAUUUGUCCUUGAAAUAGCAAUAUCUAUGAAUCUUAAGUUUUUUGGUAAAUAUUUAGUAGAUACAGUACUGUCUGAAAGUCUUAGGCUUCCUAUCUAUCUAUCUAUCUAUCUAUCUAAGUGUGCCUAAAACUUUUGUACACUGUAGUAACUCUAUGUAUUGCGCUAUGCUACUGCCACAAAAAAUUCAUGACAUAUGUGAUUAAUGAUAAACCUGAUUCUGAUAUGGGUCUCUAUCGUGGACUGAGAGUGGGAAGGAGA
Hypanus sabinus (Atlantic stingray) is the source of this 11855-nucleotide messenger RNA. It is a transcript of the gene hunk, whose product is annotated as hormonally up-regulated Neu-associated kinase. Gene Ontology annotation, cellular component: cytoplasm. Gene Ontology annotation, molecular function: ATP binding; protein serine/threonine kinase activity. Gene Ontology annotation, biological process: protein phosphorylation; intracellular signal transduction. NCBI's taxonomy places the organism in Eukaryota, Metazoa, Chordata, Chondrichthyes, Myliobatiformes, Dasyatidae. The transcript has 10 exons. Bases 7117 to 9186 code for a protein of 689 amino acids. The record is from RefSeq and is a predicted model, not a curated record.